This is a messenger RNA of Babesia bigemina, 1872 nucleotides long. RefSeq lists its product as hypothetical. NCBI's taxonomy places the organism in Eukaryota, Apicomplexa, Aconoidasida, Piroplasmida, Babesiidae. The record is from RefSeq and is a predicted model, not a curated record. The transcript has a single exon. The coding region runs from base 1 to 1872 and encodes 623 amino acids.
AUGAGAUUCAAACAACAAACAAGGGGCCAGCACGCUUCCAGAGUCGCCGAAGAUGUGCCGAGGGAGCCGCGGAUGCUCACCAGAAAUCCCACUGUCGAGCAUGCCGGCGUGGUGAGGAACAUCGGCGACUGCCCCCUCACCCUCAGGAGGUCGAUCAGCGCGUGGAGCUCUGCCGAGUUCCAGCGAAGCACGUACUGCCAGAAUCACCCGCAUGCGUUUCAAGAAUAUGCCGAUAAGGGGGCCAACACCCCCAGGUACCAGCUUUUGUCAACGCAGUCCAACAACGAAAACAACAUCGCACUAGAAACUGCGCACAACAGGAGGGAGCUGUAUGGCGGCCUGUCAGUCGAUGAGGCCUCUGAGUUGCGCAACAGGCCGACGAUAUCGCUCGCCGACCUCAACGAAGGCGUGGACUUCGAGGCGCUGCUCUACGGACCGCUGCAUGACGACAAGCUCAAGGCGGCACAUCAACACUCCAUAAGUACGGCCGACCACUGCCGAUUCGAGCAGCCGCGGCCCGUGUGGCACCUAGUCAACGCAAUCGCUUCGGAUGAGGUCUACAGGAAUGCUGAGGAUUGGGGAAUUGACCGGUCUAUAUACACCAGGUAUGCCAGGUCGGGGUUCUUCGCAGACUGCCACGUGGCUGACUCGAUGCACCACGGGGAGUACCUCAGCGGACCUGACUGCGAAGAGUUCGCGGAUUGCAGAAUUCCGCUUAUUGUAUGUAUCAUAUCUACGAGCCGCGAGGCAAGACACAAUGAAGUGCAGAGGGGAAUCGUGCCGCUGGCAGUCCACAUACUUGAUAGGUACAUCGAGAAACACAAGCAUUCGAUGUCGAGGUUGCUCUCAAUCGCCUGUGCGCACCUAGAUCUAGCGUCGAGCGAAAACGGCUCCAAGCAACCCUCCCUGGCCUCCAGCAUGAACGCCUCCGACGCCGCUGCCCUGGAUGCCGCAGCCGUUGCCAAACACCUCAAAUCUAAGUACAAACACGACAAUCUCAUCAAGCUGUGCUUCAAUUUCUCUCCUGAAAGGAGGCGCGGGGACGGCGCGCCGCCGGAUGGCCAUACCAACACUUUCCACGACUUCAGCUGCCGCAACUUCGACACUGACUCCUGUUAUGAAGAGGGCAGCGAGUUCGACGAAACGACGCAAAAGUACAGUUCAGCGUCGGUAAUGAAGGCGGAUGUCGUAUACAACUUCGUGGCCGCGGCGUGCUUCUUUAUCGCCGACAGAUACAACGGGCUCUCAAAUACGUCCGUCAAGGCCCUGCUGGUCAAGUGGGAGUCCAUCUGCCACGUGUUCACAAAAACGAGGCACGCCGGAAGAUAUAUUCGCGAAAACAGAGCGACCGCACUCUCCAUCAUCAUGUCGUUUAUGUUCGAUAUUUACUUCGUCCUGGAGUACAAGCUCACCACGCCGUUCCCGUGCCACAUGGUACAGGAUCUCAUACUUUCGACAACGGACUUCCACUGCUCCCCCAACCCUGGCGAGUACAGCGUAUACCAAAAAAUUGCAGCAAUCAUGGCGCGCAUUGCCUAUGUUGACGACACCUUCCACAAGUUCCAACCCAGCAUCAUCACCCUGGCCAUUUACGGCGUCGUCAGGCGCCUGGCGGUCCACAACGAAGUGGUGGAGGACGAAAAUGCCUGGCUGCUCGUGGACGAGACUGAUUCGGAGAUACGCAGAUGCUCGAGCCUUCUCAUUAACACGCUGAUCCAGUACGUCAACACCGACAUCCUGGACGUGCUCACGCAACCGGUGUAUAUGAAGCACCACACCGACGAAUUGUUCAGUCAUUUGUUCGAGGAUCUGUGUGAUCUGGAUGCGGGGCAUCUCAGAAAAUUUGCGAACACUCUCAUGUCACUGACCUGA